Messenger RNA from Boleophthalmus pectinirostris (great blue-spotted mudskipper), 1605 nucleotides. RefSeq names its product apolipoprotein A-IV-like. Gene Ontology annotation, biological process: lipoprotein metabolic process; cholesterol biosynthetic process; very-low-density lipoprotein particle remodeling. The transcript is spliced from 10 exons. Lineage: Eukaryota; Metazoa; Chordata; Actinopteri; Gobiiformes; Gobiidae. Gene Ontology annotation, molecular function: phospholipid binding; cholesterol binding; phosphatidylcholine-sterol O-acyltransferase activator activity. The record is from RefSeq and is a predicted model, not a curated record. The coding region runs from base 1 to 1539 and encodes 512 amino acids. Gene Ontology annotation, cellular component: chylomicron; high-density lipoprotein particle; extracellular region.
AUGAAGCUAAGUGAAAUGGGGAGUCAGGGGCGGACGGUUUCCCAGAGCCCCGUCCCGGAUCGUCAGGUGGAGAUGCUGAAAGAUGCAUUCUGGGAUUACGUUUCCAAGGCAACCACAGCAGCCGAUGAGUCCCUGAAACAGAUCCAACAGUCCGAGCUCGGCAAAGAAGUCAAUACGUUCAUCUCGCAGAGCUCUGAGGCUGUGACCAGGUUCAGUGAUGCUCUCCGGACACAGGUGGCGCCGCUCACACAGGACCUGCUGCAGAAGUUCAACAAAGAAGCUCGACAGAUGCGCAAACGCCUGGAGAAGGACCUGACCACCUUCACCAAGAAAAUCGAACCCUACACACAGGAACUGGUGACAGAACUGCAGAAACAGAUUGAGGAUCUUCAGAGAGAGGCCGCUACUUUCGCCGAGACCAUGGACCCCGAGACCCUGAAGUCCACCCUGAUCCAGAAGACCGAGUCCAUGAGCCGGGACCUGCAGUCUCAGAUGGGACCCUACACGGACGACAUGAGGCAGCAGAUGGAGAAGAGCCUGGGUGACUUCCAGACCAGCCUCAUGGCCAUGUCCCAAAGCUUCGAAGCGCAGAUGAAUGAGAAGAUGGAUAGUCUUGCCCCCUACGGAGAGGAAAUCAGGAGCAAAUUGGAGCUGGAGGCAGAAAACAUGAGGGAGCAACUGGAAGCACUGUGGAAAUCCUUCACUAAAAUGAUCAAAGCCAAGAGAGAGCACUGGACUGUGUGUCUCUGUCACUCAACCACUCUCAGAUCUCUCACAGGCGCCAUCAUGAAGCUGUUUGCAGUGAUCCUCACCUUAGCCCUCACAUCGGGCUCCUGGGCCCGGAGCGUCCCACAGCUGGAAUCAUGGGAGGAGGCCGUGGACCAGUUUAAGGACUAUUUCACCGAACUGAACUCAAAGGCUGAUGAGAUGGUCCAGGACUUCAGGAAGACCCAGAUCAGCCGAGAACUGGACACCCUGAUCCAGGACAGUAUGUCAGAACUGGCCACCUACAAACAGGACAUGGAGACCAAACUGGCCCCAUUCGCUGAGGAAGCAGCCAAAAACCUGGGCAAGGACCUGGACCACAUGAUGUCUAGACUCCAGGACCACAUGAAGGACGCCCGCGAGCAGGUGGAGAAAUACACAGAGGAGCUCCAGACAAUGAUGGAGCAGAACGCAGAGGACGUAAGAUCCAGACUGGCCUCCUACACGAGGAAGAUGAAGAAACGACUCAACAAAGACACACAGGAGAUCAAGAGACAUGUUGAGAACUAUCUCUCAGAGCUGCAGCUAAAAGCCUCUGACAACAUGAACGAGAUGAGAGAACGCAUUGACCCGUACUUCGCGCAAGUCCGAGACAACGCCCAGAAUAAAAUCUCCACCAUCAACGAGCUCUUCCAGACCCAGGUCCACACUGUGGGCGAGGCCAUCCAGUCCAGAGUGGAGGAAAUGAAAGAAAACUUGGGAAAAACCGGCACUGAUCUGCGCUCGGUGCUGGAGGAGAAGAUGGAGGAACUGCGCCAGUGGUUUGGCCUGUAAUUAAUCUGGACCUCCAGAUACAUCACAUACAUCAAAAACAGCUGCUCAAAGACAGGCUUUUGUAAA